AUGCCCGAUUUCCCAUCUAUUGCCUCGCCGGCCAUAACGCCCAUUGCCUCGCCGAAACCGCAGCAUCAUGACCACAAUGUAUCCGACUUGCAGCUGGACAACGACUUCUCGACACACUCCGCUCACCCGCCGCCCUUAGUCAGUCCCGCCUUCACACCUCCACACACGCCCUUUGCAAACGGUCAGCGACACGACAGACUGCCCACGAGUGUGCCUACUACCGCGCGUGACGCCGCGAGCGAACAUGGCGCUCCGAAACUGCUGGAACGUUUACCCGAGGUGCAAUGCGAGGUUCGCGCCAGAAUUCCGACCACCACCGGCCAGGAGAUGUUUCUCCACUUGUACCACAACAGUGCAGAUAAUAAAGAGCACCUAGCGAUUGUGUUUGGACCACAUAUACGUAGCCAAAGUCUUGACGCUCCGCGACCUGGGGAAUCGGAAAGAGACCGCAUGAUCAGAGGCGCAUAUACAGGCACGCUAUUUCCCGGGCGCACGCAUAGCAGAUUGGGCCAGAUACGGCAGGAUGCAGGCGUUGCCGUAAGGCCGCCCGUCAUUGCAUCGGGAGCGCAGAUCGACACUUCAAACAGCAUAUCCACGACUGCAAGCUCGGGGUCAUCUGCGCAAGAAGACUGGAGCUAUUCCUCAUACCCAUCGGAAUUGGGCCCACCACUUGUUCGCAUACAUUCGGAGUGCUACACUGGGGAGACUGUUUGGUCAGCGCGAUGCGAUUGUGGUGAGCAGCUGGACGAGGCGGCACGAUUGAUGUCUUUGCCUGCGGCGACGCCAAGCGGCUCCCCAGCUGUAGAACAUGCCCCUGAGGCAAGGCUACCUUCUUGUGGCGGAGUCAUUGUCUACCUCCGACAAGAGGGACGUGGCAUUGGCUUGUUGAGUAAGCUGAAGGCCUACAAUCUCCAGGAUUUGGGUCAUGACACAAUGGAAGCGAACAUUCUUCUACGACACCCUGGUGAUGCUCGAUCAUACGGUCUAGCCACUGCGAUAUUGCUGGACCUCGGACUAGGCGGCGAACGGGGCAUCCGUCUUCUUACCAACAACCCGGAGAAGAUCCGAGCUGUCGAAGGGCCUAACCGUGAGGUUCGCGUUACCGAAAGAGUGCCGAUGAUUCCUCUUGCGUGGAAAACGGAUGGCAAGGAAGGCAUCAACAGUCCGGAAGUCGAAAAGUACAUUUCGACCAAGAUCGAAAAGUUCAAGCAUAUGUUCUCGAGCACUUGA
Messenger RNA from Fulvia fulva, 1230 nucleotides. Its product is annotated as putative GTP cyclohydrolase-2. The transcript has a single exon. The coding region runs from base 1 to 1230 and encodes 409 amino acids. The record is from RefSeq and is a predicted model, not a curated record. Gene Ontology annotation, biological process: riboflavin biosynthetic process. Gene Ontology annotation, molecular function: GTP cyclohydrolase II activity. Lineage: Eukaryota; Fungi; Ascomycota; Dothideomycetes; Mycosphaerellales; Mycosphaerellaceae.